GGGUGCUCGACAGCGAGCGCUCACGGCUCGGCCUCCCAUGCCGAGCGGCGAGAUCAACGAGGAGGCCUUCUGGAAGGGCGCGAGCCCGGAGGCGCGUGGCCGAUAUCGCAACCUCGUCGUCGCCGGCCAGGGAGCCUACUCGAUAGUCGCGCGGGCGGUCGAGGUGUCAUCGGGAGAGACGGUGGCGAUCAAGCGGAUCGCCGAGGUCUUCUACGACGCGCACGAGGCCAAGAAGGUGCUGCGAGAGAUUCGGCUUCUCCGCGACUUUCGGCACCCGAACAUCAUCGCGCUGCGGGAGCUGAUCCCGCCUUCCUCCCUCGAGACCUUCGAGGACAUGUUCGUCGUCACUGACUUCAUGGAGGCCGACCUGCGCAAAAAGAUCAAGUCGAAGCAGGAGAUUGCAGUGGAGAGUGUCCGCUCUUACAUGGCGCAGCUGCUGGCGGCGCUCGCACAUCUGCACGGCAUCAACGGCAUACACCGCGACCUCAAGCCGGCGAACAUCCUCAUCUCGCGGCAGAACGGCGCAGACGUGCUCAAGCUGUGCGACUUUGGCCUCGCGCGCACGGUGGACGACGACGCGACUUCGCGGAGGGAGCGGCUGGCCGGCUCAGAGGUGGAGCAUGAGGACGAAAGCAGCCCGGCAAGCAGCGAGUCGGGCGGCGCCGCGCCGCGGCCGCCGCCGCUCAAGCACCAGAUGACCACGUACGUGGUCACGCGCUGGUACCGCGCGCCGGAGAUCAUCCUGCAGGAGCCGUACUCUUCGGCGAUCGACAUCUGGUCGGCCGGCUGUAUCUACAAAGAGCUGCUCGAGCUAACGCCCGGCUCUCGCUUCCGGACCGGCGCCCUCUUCCCCGGUCGGUACUGCAUCCCCUUCUCGUUCGACGACGCCGACGAGCAGGUGCGGCACCGACAUGACCAGCUCGCCGUCAUCUGCCGCACUCUCGCGCCGCCGACCGUCUCCGAGUUCGGCUGGGCGAGCGCCACGUCGCGCGCCGAGGUGGAGCGAGUGUGCCGCGGCUGGUCAAGUCUAGAGGCGGAGGGGCGCGAGAGGCAGCGGCGGCAGUACCUGACCGAGGCGUGCCCGGUCGCUACCCCGUGCGAGGUGGACUUGCUCGCCUCUCUGCUCGAGCUGGACCCGACCAAACGCCCCGACGCGGCCGCGGCGCUCGAGCACGCCUACUUCGACGCGCUGCCCUCGCGCCCGCCCGUCACGCCGCCGAGCGACGAGACCGAGAUCGAGGCCGCCUUCACGUUUGAGCGCGAAAACCUCAACGUCAACGACCUGCGCAUCCUCAUCGCUAACGACCUCUUCCGCGCGCAGCACACGCCUCGCCCGUCUCGAGGCGGAGGGGGCGAGGUAUGACCGGGAAGCAUGAGCCUGCGCCCUGCGGGGCGGUCGCGCGUCGGAGGAUCGGGCGCGGCCGAGCAGCCAGAGGAAAAGCCUCUCUGUUGGAUGGACUGGGACAAGCAUGCCACCGCUCGUGCCGAUUGGCGGGCGUCGAGGGCGUCGCCGGCCUCUGGCAGAGCCAACUCUCAGAGCCUCUGGGGGUCGCGGCGGAUGAAGGGAGCCCCACGCGGCGCGGCGGAGGAAAGGUAUCAGAUAAGGUGAGGUAAGGUAAGGUAAAUUUCUCUUUUGAGUCCCUACGCCCUAUC
This is a messenger RNA of Emiliania huxleyi CCMP1516, 1653 nucleotides long. RefSeq lists its product as hypothetical. The coding region runs from base 38 to 1363 and encodes 441 amino acids. Gene Ontology annotation, molecular function: ATP binding; MAP kinase activity. Gene Ontology annotation, cellular component: nucleus; cytoplasm. Gene Ontology annotation, biological process: protein phosphorylation; intracellular signal transduction. The record is from RefSeq and is a predicted model, not a curated record. Lineage: Eukaryota; Haptophyta; Isochrysidales; Noelaerhabdaceae. The transcript has 15 exons.